CAACGAAACGAGAGAAGCCGAGAUCACAGUAUUACGACAUCCCGCUCCAUGAGUUCAAUGCAAACACAACAGCCUGGAUCAUUGCCUGACGUACAUCUGGAUCCGUAUCGAUUGAUAGAAGACGAUCUUAAAUACGUAUAUGAUGACAUACGACGAGAGCUCAUCGCGAAUACGUCAGUUAAAGAACUCCAAGAAAUAGCAACGUACUACUUUGAUGGGCAGGGAAAGGCUUUGAGACCAAUGGCAGCAAUACUUAUGGCACGAGCCAUCAAUUACCACAAAGAAAGAAAUGAUCUCUUGCCAACACAACGACAAGUCGCGUUAAUAGCAGAGAUGAUUCACGGAGCAUCAUUAAUUCAUGACGAUGUAAUUGAUCAAUCUGACUAUCGUCGAGGAAAGGCUUCGGUCAACGUCAAAUGGAGCCAAAAAAAGGUAACAAUGGCAGGAGAUUUUAUUCUUGCAGUGGCCUCAAUGAUGAUAGCCAGAUUGAGGAACGAUGAUGUUACGCUUACUCUCAGUCAGGUCGUCACGGACUUAGUACAAGGAGAAUUUAUGCAACUUGGAUCUAAAGAAACAGAGAAUGAACGAUUCGCCCACUACCUCACCAAAACGUAUAGGAAAACUGCGAGUUUAAUCGCUAAUUCUGCCAAAGCUGUGGCAAUGUUGGGCGGUGCAGAUGAAAAAUUAGCAGAUGUUGCCUUUCAAUACGGAAGAAAUAUUGGUUUAGCUUUUCAAUUGGUGGAUGAUUUGCUGGAUUUCGUAUCUUCAACAGCGACGAUGGGAAAACCAACUGCGGCUGACUUGAAACUCGGUCUUGCUACUGCGCCAGUACUUUUUGCAUGCGAAAGAUUUCCAGAAUUAAAUCCAAUGAUCAUGCGGCGUUUCCAAGAACCAGGGGACGUGGAAAAAGCCUUCGAAUUAGUUCACAAGUCCCAAGGACUUGACCAAACAAGAUUCUUAGCUAAAAAACAUUGCGAAGAAGCAAAAAGAUUGGCGGAAUCAUUAGCUGAAAGCCCGUACCAAAAUUGUUUGGUUCGGGUUGGAGAAUUUGUAAUUGAUCGAAUGAAAUAG
Cotesia congregata is the source of this 1071-nucleotide messenger RNA. The record is from the annotation of a GenBank genome assembly. Lineage: Eukaryota; Metazoa; Arthropoda; Insecta; Hymenoptera; Braconidae.